AUGUUGGGGUGGCAAGAGUGGUCUCAUUUCGGAAGUAGCCAAGAAGGUGGAGCUUUUCCUCAUCUUUGUCAGCUCUAUCUGACAAAUUGUCCCAAGCUAACAGAGAAAUUACCUGAGUAUCUUCCAUCCUUGACUACACUUGAGAUAAGGAGAUGCGAGCAACUUCUGGGUUCACUUCCAAGAACUGGGGCCAUUUUGGAGAUUCCUUCUGUGAAAGACAACCUUUGUCUUGAAGAGAAAACUAGCGGUAUUAACUCAUCUCUUACUCCAUUUCCUUGUGACGGUCUGGCCAAUGCUUUAAGAGUUCUUAAAAUAAAAAAUUGUUGGAACUUAUCUCCAUUAAAUCACUGCUAUGCAUUCCUUCAAACAUUGAAGAUAAAGAGUAGCUGUGAUUCAACCAAGUCUAUCCUGCUGGACUACUUCCCAAAGGUUAAGGAGCUCAAAUUAUAUGACUGUAGGAAUCUGGAAUCCCUUACUUAUUCCCAGGAUUCUGAAAGCCCUACAAUCCUGUCCCUCAGUUCCUUGAGAAUAUUUAAUUGCCCAAAUUUUGUAUCUUUUCCCAAUGGAGGACUGUACGCCCCCAACUUGAUAGUGCUUAAUAUAUCUGAAUGCGAUAAAUUGAGGUCGUUGCCAGAACAUAUGUGCACUAGUCUCUCAUCUCUUCAGGCUGUAAUCCUAGAGUAUUGUUCUGAACUAGAGUCAUUUCCUGAAGGGGGACUGCCUUCAAAUUUGGAUAUGCUGCGUAUCUUUGGAUCCAAAAAACUCAUUGCCAACCGCAUGCACUGGGGUCUGGAUAGGCUCAUCUGUCUCAGAUACUUGGCUUUCAGCUUUGACGAAUGUGAAGACGUUGUAUCAUUUCCGGAGGAGGGGCUUCUGCCUACCAUUUUGACUACUCUCUGCAUCUUCAAUAGUCCAAAUCUUAAGAUCCUGGACUCUAAGGGUUUUCAAAACCUCACCGCUCUUCAACAUUUGUUCAUUGAUGAGUGUAAUGAGCUCGAAUGCUUGCCAGAAGGCCUUCCCACUUCUCUUUCUCAUUUGGAUAUCAAUAAAUGUCCUUUGCUGACACAAAGGUGCCAGAAAGAGAUAGGGGAAGAUUGGCUCAAGAUUUCUCACAUCACUCGUGUAACCGUUGAUGGGCUCGAUUUCAUAAACUGA
Molecule: messenger RNA, 1155 nt
Organism: Pyrus x bretschneideri (Chinese white pear)
Lineage: Eukaryota; Viridiplantae; Streptophyta; Magnoliopsida; Rosales; Rosaceae
Product: putative disease resistance protein At3g14460
Exons: 1
Coding region: 1-1155 (384 amino acids)
Source: RefSeq, a predicted model, not a curated record